GAUGUGAUGAUGUAUCAGGCUUGCAAAAUCGAUAGCGCAUACAAGUCUACCGAAAUCCGGUGUAAUCAUGAUGUUCUGACUGGUCUAUAUCUAGGCCUGUGCCUUGCCCGGCUGGCAGGCACAACCUGGUCUGCCGGCCACAUAAAUGAUAAGCGAUAUUUAAAUACAACUGCUCUGAACAACGUGUCUAUGUCCUCAACCCAACAUUUCCUGGCUUCUUCAAGUAUAACGAACAUACCAUUCGAUAAAUUUCAGUCUCCUCAAACAGAAGUUUCCAGCACUACAAAAGUUGAGGUUGAUUUUAGUGACCAGAUUCACCUUACAGAGGGCACGGAUCGCCCCCCAGGCGUAGGCUCCACCGCGUUACACUCGACUGAAAGUGAGACGCUACAAAGUUUAUCUUCCUUCCCUGCUCAGCCCAUCGACAAUGCUCCGGCGCCAGACAUAGCUUUUUUAGGUGCGCAGGAUGUGAGAACACUGGAAAUGGCUCCUGCCAUAUCGUCUACGCCAAGAAAUCGGAUAGACGAAACUCUGGAAUUGGAAACUCAUCAAACCUCCUUUGCCACUUAUUUCACCCAGCCACUAAAACCAGUACAGGCUAAACAAAGUGUUCCUGGGACAAGUGGAUAUACUUCGGCAGCUGCUAGCUCAAAACCCUAUGCACCAGCUGCACCAAAAAACACCGUCAUGCCACCAACUUCAACCGUCAAGCCGAAUAUCCAAAGUGAGAGUUUAGAAGCAACCGCUCAUACAUCCAUAAAGACGGACAGCACAAUCAGUUCACCUACUAGUGGUUUACUCUUCGAAAAGUCAGUAACGGAAAAGUCAGCUCGACAUCCGUUUACAAGACCCUCUCAGACCCCCAGUGCUGACCCUUACCAUCAGAGCAACAGCGGCAGCCAGGAGAAGCCCAAUCCGGCAACUUCUGCUGGCAUUGCCAUUGGCACCAUUUCUCUCGCAGCCUUUGCGGGAUUGGCCGGCUUUUGGAUUUUUUUCCGGUACAAAAGGUACGGAAAGAGCUGCAAGAACACCAGGAAUGGCACAUGGACGGGAAGCCUAAUAGCUUCAUUCAAAGGCGUCUUCCGGCAGAAGGAGAUGCCGUUCAAGAGGAAUAGAGGCAUCAAUGAAGCCAAGAUAUCCGCCCCAUUUGCUCAGAAAAACUCACUCAACUGGUCAUGA
Pyricularia pennisetigena is the source of this 1179-nucleotide messenger RNA. RefSeq lists its product as uncharacterized. Bases 7 to 1179 code for a protein of 390 amino acids. The transcript is spliced from 3 exons. NCBI's taxonomy places the organism in Eukaryota, Fungi, Ascomycota, Sordariomycetes, Magnaporthales, Pyriculariaceae. The record is from RefSeq and is a predicted model, not a curated record.